AGCGGGCUUUAUUUGAGGCUGAUGAGUUUGUGUUUGGGGACCCUUGGGGGACCUGGGGGACGUUUGAAGACUCCUGGGAUGACCGAGCCGGAGAAGGGUCUGAGCCGCGGCCUGUGAGGGUCGUGGCGGCCUCGGGGGCGCGUAAGCAGAGACGUUACAGGUUGGGGACCCUUGGAAGGGUUUGUGAAGGGUAUUUCCGGGUCUGCCAUGGAGUUGGAGGCGAAGGACAAUGAAAGAGACUCUCAGAUAUGGCCCUUUGUGGGAGCCCGUUUGGAGUGAGGGAGAUGGAGGAUCACAGCUAGGGGACUUCCCGAGGUCCUGUCCCCAGGCUUCAGUGACUGGGCUUUCACUGGAGCGGAAGGUGCUGGAAGGCAGACUGGCCACCAUGUCCACAUUCAGGCAGGAAGAUGUGGAAGACCACUAUGAGAUGGGGGAGGAGCUGGGCAGUGGCCAGUUUGCAAUCGUGCGGAAGUGCCGGCAGAAGGGCACUGGGAAGGAGUACGCGGCCAAGUUUAUCAAGAAGCGCCGCCUGUCUUCCAGCCGGCGGGGGGUCAGCCGGGAGGAGAUCGAGCGGGAGGUGAACAUCCUGCGAGAGAUCCGGCACCCCAAUAUCAUCACACUGCACGACAUCUUCGAGAACAAGACCGACGUGGUGCUCAUCCUAGAGCUGGUCUCUGGCGGGGAGCUCUUUGACUUCCUGGCAGAGAAGGAGUCACUGACAGAGGACGAGGCCACUCAGUUCCUCAAGCAGAUCCUGGACGGUGUGCACUACCUGCACUCCAAGCGCAUCGCCCACUUCGACCUCAAGCCGGAAAACAUCAUGCUUCUGGACAAGAACGUGCCCAACCCAAGGAUCAAGCUCAUUGACUUUGGCAUCGCCCACAAGAUCGAAGCUGGGAACGAGUUCAAGAAUAUCUUUGGUACUCCGGAGUUUGUGGCUCCUGAAAUCGUAAACUACGAACCCCUGGGUCUGGAGGCGGACAUGUGGAGCAUUGGUGUCAUCACCUACAUCCUCUUGAGCGGCGCAUCCCCAUUCCUGGGUGAGACCAAGCAGGAGACCUUAACCAACAUCUCAGCUGUGAACUACGACUUCGACGAGGAGUACUUCAGCAACACCAGCGAGCUGGCCAAGGACUUCAUCCGCCGGCUGCUUGUCAAGGACCCCAAGAGGAGAAUGACCAUAGCCCAGAGCCUGGAGCAUUCCUGGAUCAAGGCGAUCCGACGGCGGAACGUGAGACGGGAGGACAGUGGCCGGAAGCCGGAGCGGAGGCGCCUGAAGACUGCCCGCCUCAAGGAGUACACCAUCAAGUCACACUCAAGCAUGCCCCCCAACAACACCUACAUCAACUUCGAGCGCUUUUCCAAGGUGCUGGAGGAGGUGGCAGCGGCUGAGGAGGGCCUGCGCAGCCUUGAGCACAGCCGGCGGCUCUUCCACGAGGACAUCGAGGCGUUGACAGCCAUCUAUGAGGAGAAGGAGGCCUGGUACAGGGAGGAGAAUGAGAGCAUCGGCCAGGACCUGCGGCGGCUGCGGCAGGAGCUGCACAAGACCGAGGCGCUCCAGCGGCAGGCCCAGGAGGAAGCCAAGUGCGCCCUGCUGGGGGCCAGCGGGCUCAAGCGCCGCUUUAGCCGCCUUGAGAACCGCUAUGAAGCCCUGGCCAAGCAGGUGGCCUCGGAGAUGCGGUUUGUGCAGGAUCUGGUGCGCGCCAUGGAGCAGGAGAAGCUGCAGGGUGUGGAGUGUGGCCUCCGCUAGGGCUGCAGGGGGUGGGUGGGCCCAGAGGGUCCUGGGUGGUGGGUGUCCCCUCAGUAGCCCUGGGGCCAGGCCCCUUUGUCACCCUGUUCAGCCCUGGAGAGUCCUUGGGCUGGGGCUGAAGGGGGAAGAGGUGGGCUGGGCUGGCCAGGAAUUGAUGGCUUAGGGGAGGGGCUUGGCCAGCUGUGUCCCAGGAAGCCAAGGCUGAUGUUGCCUCCUAGUCUUCACAGCAUGCCUCCCUCUGGUUGAGCCCCUCCCUCCUGCAACACUGGUGACUCAGGGUGGGGGUGCUUCUGGGGCAGCAUCACCUGCGGAACUGGGAAGUCUCUGUGAGGGAUUGGUGCCUCCAGGAGAACUAGCCACAGUGGACCCAGAUGCCUCAUGCCUGGGUGGUGGGGUGGCAAUCUAUAUCCUGGGUCAGGGGGCUACAUGGCAGUUGGAGCACACAGCAGAGCCUGGUCAGCACCUUUAGGCCCUCCACGCUGGUCCAAGUGCAUGCAGCCUCGGGGAUGGUUUGUGACGGCCUCUGCACGCCCCAGGACUUGGAAUUGGAGGGGCCUCUGCUGGGCAACCCAGCUCCUCUUCUAGAGAUGGGUGGUAACUCCUCCAGGAUCAGUGGAGGUGGCCUCUAAGCCUGGCUAUCCCCAUACUCCAGCCCCUUGCUGGGGCACCCCCCGGCCCUGGACUGGACCCUAGGACCAGAGCUAAGGAGCUAGCCCAGCCCUCGAGGAGGUAGUACUGGGGGGAGCAUGUGGCCAAGUAUGUUGCUUGGAUGCAGUAAAGGAGACAUCUGCAAAGGUUGUGUCUGUUCCCUCCCUGAGGCCCAGGGAGCCCCUGGGCACUGGGUGAGGCAGGUCCGCAGGGGCCAGGGGCCUGGGGACAGAAGUAAAGAACCAUCAUCCAUCCUGGCGCCCUCCUUAGAGGGGCAGGCUAUAGAGCCAUGCUCUCUCUUCACUCCCUCACAAUGCCAGGUUCAGGCUUCCCAUGACACAGUCCCUGCUGUGCCAAAGCCACCAGUUGGGGUCCCACCCCUGCCUCGGUUCCUGGUCCUGCUUCUGCCUCACACUUCUUGGUGGAGACCACGUGGAGUAGUCCAAAAAGGCUGGUGGGCCCAGUGCCCCCUCCCCAGAGAGCCCCAGGGCUCCUUAAACACCUCCCCACCCCGGCUCUGUGCUGCCUUCUGUGGGAAGAAGCCCUUUGACUCUGCCUCUGAUGGUGUUUCUCACACGCAUCUGGCUAGAGCAUCUGGCUAGAAACCCUCGGGGGACUGCUGCCCUGGACCUGAGGGGUUAAGGGGGUUGCAGCGGACAGUGCCGUCGUGCGCCACUAGGUGCCGCCCUUGAGCAGGGUCUGCGCUUCAAUGAAACAGGUCCCUAGCUGGUGGCCACUCAGCUUGGAGUUGUCUGCUGCAGGUUGGGUUAAGUGAGGGACACCUGUGCUGACACCCCUCUCAACCCCCCCCCCCCAGUCUAGCUGAAUGGAGGGAGGAACCAGGCUGGCAGGACUGGGACUGGUAUUCCUGCUGAGGCCACUGGCUCGGGGCUCAGGCAGGACUUUGGGACCUGGCUGUGGGGUCUGGCAGAGGGGUCUUUUGUCAUGUGCAGGCCCAUCUCAGGUCUGGGGUGGGACUCCCUGUAUCUCCCUCUGCAAGCUCCAUUGUAUCAUGUAUGCAUGCCUCUGCAAGCAUGUGCGAGCCCAAAGGAAAUAAAGCCCAGAUUCUGACAUCCA
This is a messenger RNA of Hipposideros armiger (great roundleaf bat), 3475 nucleotides long. It is a transcript of the gene DAPK3, whose product is annotated as death associated protein kinase 3. Lineage: Eukaryota; Metazoa; Chordata; Mammalia; Chiroptera; Hipposideridae. The transcript has 9 exons. Gene Ontology annotation, cellular component: cytoplasm; nucleus. Gene Ontology annotation, biological process: intracellular signal transduction; positive regulation of apoptotic process; protein phosphorylation. The record is from RefSeq and is a predicted model, not a curated record. Gene Ontology annotation, molecular function: protein serine/threonine kinase activity; ATP binding. The coding region runs from base 230 to 1750 and encodes 506 amino acids.